Molecule: messenger RNA, 3240 nt
Organism: Oldenlandia corymbosa var. corymbosa
Lineage: Eukaryota; Viridiplantae; Streptophyta; Magnoliopsida; Gentianales; Rubiaceae
Source: the annotation of a GenBank genome assembly
AUGGCGGCGAACGGUGUUACUGGAUCAAUGGAGCAGUUCUUGAAGGAGUGUCAGCAGUCCGGGGACGCUGCUUACGGCGCUUUCCGGUCACUGUUGGAGCGGCUGGAGAAUCCUAAAACCCGGAAGGAUGCUCGGAUAUUCUUCUCGGAUCUUCAGAAACGGUUCGCUACUAAAGAGGCGUCCGAGAAAUGCAUGGAGACUUACCAUUUCCAAAUUGAAGAUAUUUACCUUGAGCAACAUGAAGGGUUCCAGAAGAGGAAGAAAUUGACAAUGAUGGUGAUACCUAGUAUCUUCAUGCCGGAGAACUGGUCGUUUACUUUUUAUGAGGGACUGAAUAGACAUCCUGAUUCCAUCUUCAGAGACAGGACAGUUGCUGAACUUGGUUGUGGAAAUGGUUGGAUAUCCAUUGCCAUAGCCGAGAAAUGGUCACCUUUAAAGGUUUACGGUCUUGAUAUAAAUCCAAGGGCAGUGAAGGUGUCCUGGAUAAAUCUUUAUCUGAAUGCCUUGGAUGACAAAGGUGAACUAAUAUAUGACGCGGAGAAGAAAACUCUACUUGACAGGGUAGAGUUUCAUGAAUCUGAUUUGCUAUCUUACUGCAAAGAUAAUAAGAUAGAGCUGGAAAGGAUUGUUGGUUGCAUACCCCAGAUCCUGAACCCCAAUCCAGAUGCAAUGUCUAAGAUGAUUACUGAAAAUGCCAGUGAAGAAUUUUUAUAUUCAUUAAGCAACUAUUGUGCACUUCAGGGUUUUGUAGAAGACCAGUUUGGCUUAGGGUUGAUUGCAAGGGCAGUUGAAGAAGGAAUCGAUGUCAUAAAACCAAUGGGAAUUAUGAUUUUUAAUAUGGGAGGUCGUCCGGGAGAAGCUGUAUGUAAGCGCUUAUUUGAACGCCGUGGUCUUCGUGUAAACAAGCUUUGGCAAACCAAAAUUCUUCAGGCUGCUGACACAGAUAUCUCAGCUUUAGUUGAAAUUGAAAAGAACAGUCGCCACCGGUUUGAGUUUUUCAUGGGACUUGUGGGUGAUAAGCCAAUAUGUGCUCGAACUGCAUGGGCCUAUGGAAAGUCUGGCGGUAGAAUCUCACAUGCUUUGUCAGUUUUUAGUUGCCAACUCCGCCAACCAAAUCAGGUUAAAAAGAUCUUUGAGUUCCUCAAGAAUGGGUUCCACAGCAUCAGCAGUUCGUUAGAUUUGUCCUUUGAAGACGAUGCUGUCGCUGAUGAGAAAAUACCAUUUCUUGCGUAUCUAGCAAGUGUUCUGAAAGAGAACUCCUUUUUUGCAUAUGAACCUCCUGCAGGAAGCAAAAGGUUCCGUAAUCUCAUUGCUAGGUUUAUGAAAACCUACCAUCACAUUCCACUUACUGCUGAUAAUGUCGUCGUAUUUCCUUCAAGGACUGUCGCAAUUGAGAAUGCUCUUAGAUUGUUUUCACCUCGACUUGCCAUAGUGGAUGAACAUCUGUCGCGAUACCUGCCUAGGCAAUGGUUAACAUCAUUGAAAAUUGAGAAUGCCGAAAGUGAUAAGAAUUCAGAGGAUGCGAUCACUGUAUUGGAAGCUCCUAGGCAAUCCGAUUUGAUGGUAGAGCUGAUAAAGAAAUUGAAGCCCCAGGUUGUAGUCACUGGGAUUGCAGAUUUUGAAUUUGUAACUAGUGCAGCGUUUGAGCACCUUCUGGAUACUACUAGAGAAAUCGGAUCUCGUCUAUUUUUAGAUAUAUCGGACCACUUUGAGCUAUCUAGUCUCCCUAGUUCAAAUGGGCUUUUAAAAUAUCUAGCUGGAAAUCCUCUUCCCUCACAUGCAGCAAUAGUUUGCGGCUUAGUGAAAAAUCGGGUUUACUCUGAUCUUGAAGUUGCUUUCGUAAUAUCAGAAGAAGAAUCAGUUUUUAAAGCGUUGUACAAGACUGUGGAACUCUUACAGGGAAACACUCCACUUAUUAGCCAAUACUAUUAUGGCUGCUUAUUUCAUGAGCUUCUAGCAUUUCAACUUGCCGAUAGGCAUCCAGCCAUAGAGAGAGGAGCUCAAAAGGCAAAAGCAAGUGAGAUGAUUGGCUUUUCGAGUUCAGCUAGUUCAGUUCUGGAUCAGGCCGAAUAUUCUGUUAGUGAAGCAGAGAACACUUCUCUUAUUCACAUGGAUGUUGAUGAAAGCUUUUUGCCAAUGCCUAAAGAAAUCAAGGCUGCUAUUUUUGAGAGUUUCUCAAGACAGAACAUUGUGGAGGCAGAGAUUGACAUAACAAAUGGAAUAAGUCAAUUUGUUAGCGGAAACUACGGUUUUGCAACAGACAGCAAGACCGAAGUGUUAUGUGCUGACCGUCCUCUUGCUCUUUUCAGUAAGCUGGUUCUUUGUUGCCUGCAAGAAGGUGGAACCCUGUGCUUCCCAUCUGGCUCAAAUGGGAAUUAUGUGUCUGCUGCAAAGUUUUUGAAAGCAGAUAUUAAGACCAUUCCCACCAGUUCUGAUUCUGGAUUUAAGUUGACAGGAAAACUACUUGAUAAGGAAUUAGAAAGUGUGAAUAAACCUUGGAUUUAUAUUUCUGGACCAACGGUCAAUCCAACUGGAUUACUUUAUACUAAUGAAGAGCUGAAAGGCAUACUGACUACCUGUGCGAAGUACGGAGCUAGGGUUAUUCUUGAUACUUCCUUCUCAGGUGUAGUCCAUAGCACUGACUGCGGUAGAUGGGAUUUGAAGGCCAUCUUAGCAGGACUAACUUCUGCUAAACCAUCAUUUUCAAUUUCUUUGUUGGGAGGCUUGUUUCUGAAGAUGCUUACUGGUGGACUUACAUUUGGCUUUCUGCUAUUAAAUCAAACUUCCUUGGUUGAUGCUUUUCAUAACUUUGCUGGAUUGACCAAACCCCAUAGUACUAUUAGAUAUGCAGUAAAGAAGUUGGUAGAGCAAGAGGGAGGUUCCCUACUGAACUCGGUUCGAGAGCAGGAAAAGACUUUGGCAACAAGAUAUAAGCGCUUGAAAGAGACGCUUGAACAUUGUGGUUGGCAAGUACUCGAAGCUCAAGCAGGUGUUUCGGUAGUCGCAAAGCCAUCUGCUUACCUUGGCAAGAGUAUUAAAUUAAGUGAAAGUGCAUGGGAAGGAAAACUCAAUGACUCGAAUAUCAGAGAAGCAAUGCUCAGGAGCACAGGUUUGUGUAUCAACAGUGCCGCUUGGACAGGAAUUCCGGGGUACUGUCGCUUCACAAUAGCUUUGGAAGAAUCUGAAUUCGAGAACGCUUUGAGUUGCAUUUCCAAAUUUCACCAGCUUGUUGGAAAAUAG